AGAGCAUGAUUCCUUCUCAAAAACAACAACAACAACAAAAAACUAAAAAGCGUCCACAAGUUUUGUAGAAAAUACAAAAGCCUUCAUAUUUUUCCUGACACUUAGGGCCACAGAGGCCAAGCUAGAACCCUAACACCAUGGAAUAAGGAGUGUUCUCCAGGGCAGGAUUCCUCAUCCUAAUUCUCCCUGUGUGCCUAUGUAAGUUCAUUUAGGAAAAACUUUAUUAUAUUUUCAGUGAUAUCUUUCAUUAAAUUAUGAUAUCUGUACCUAUUUUAAAAUAUUGAACUAAAAGGGAACAAUAUAAUCUCUUUUUUAAAGAAAGGGCCUCCAGAGAAAAGCCUGCAUUUCAUAGAAUUUAAAAUGGAUUCUCUACUAUGUCUAGCAAUUGAUUGGAUCCCUUUGCAUUGUAAGGCUCAGGUUCUCUUUCAUGUCCUGUAGAUACUGAGGAAGUUAUUUACGCAAUAACUAUUAACCAAUUAAUGAAUGUUCCAAUUAAGUUGUUUUAAUUGCCCAAGUUAUCCUCAAUAUGAACUAUUAUAAUAUUGAGUCGUGUUGACCCGUUUGAUAACAUUUUGGUAGAAAGUAACUGUAUUCAAACAAACAAACAAACAAAAAGAAGUGAACACUCUUCUUACCUAAAUCACAAAUUAUUUUGUGAAUUAAAGAUGCCAGCACCUGAGACUUGAGGAGCAGAAUGAUGCUGGCAGUAAACCCUUUAUAGACUUUCUACUGUUUGGGGGUGUGGAGGAGAAAAAGAGCCUGAAAAAAAGAGGUCAAAUGGACUCCUUCUUCCUAGAAGGCUGACCCCAGGAAUCCUCUGAAAGACACCUCUACCUCUACCCUAUGCCCUCUCUUCAAAUGACAAAAUCUACUGGAAAUCUCCUGUGUUCCAAGAGGUGAACAGUCCUUCAUGUGGCACCCCCACUCCUCGAUUCUCCGUGAGCCUUUACAACUGGCCAGAUGGUGGGGGGUCUCCCGGCCUCUCUGUCAAACAGUUGUGUCUGUGUCCACUGCAGAAGACGUUCUGUGUUUCUGGUGAACCUGUCCAAAGAGGCUCCUGCCUCUGACAGAAGAGUAGGUCCGGGGGAUGGGCCAGGCAUCUAAGUAGAUCCAAGGGGUUGGAAACCAAGUUCUCUGAUUUACACCUCAGAACAGCGGAAGCACAAGGACUGGUGGAAACAAAGGUACAGGGUAUGUGAGAUGCAGCCAUUCGAGGCCUCCAGGACCUACACUGGUUGUGUUAGAGACCCCUUUUGGUUGUUCCCCUGGACCGCAACCCUGAGCCCCCGUGGCGGACCCUAAGGUACUACUACCUGCAGACUACCCCACCAUUAUCUGUUGUCCAUGCAUGAGAACUAGGGUUAGAAUGGCAAACCAUGCUAAGAGGAGCUGAAGCAGCUUGGGAAACCAGUAGGCUUCUAAGAUGAACUUCAUGAACUCUCUCCUAAUAGUGGGUGCUUUGUGGGUUUCAUUCAUAAGCAACAAAUCCUUUGCUAAAAAAACUGCAACAAACAAACAUAAACUCCCUGGUAGAGAAGUGGGCAGAUAUUCUGUACCAGAUACAUCCUAGCUACUGCUGAGUUAAUAAUGACAACUUCCAAUCUGGACAUGCAGAAUCAAGAGGAAUGAAAUAGCUUCCCUUUUUCUGUCCACAUCAGUUAUCUUUUGCUGUGUAAUAAAUUACCCCCAACACUUAGGGGCUUAAAAUAACAUUUAUAGUCUCACAGCUUCUGUGGGUCAGGGCGCCAGGUGCAGCCUGGACCACAGACCCUCUGGUUCUGAAUCUCUCACAAGGCUGCAUCUCAAACCUCAACUAGGGUAGGAUCCACUUUUCCAGCUUUUUCACACGUUGUCAGCAGGACUCAGUUUCCCUUGAGCUGUUGGUUUGUUGCCAGAUGGGUCCCUUUGCAGAGCAUCUCACAGCACAGCAACUUGCUCCACUAGAGUGAGCAGUGCUAGGAGUGCUAUGAACCUCUCUCAAAGUUGAGCUGUCCAUUUAGAAAGGAAACUUACAAGGUGUCCUCUAUUCCAGGAACUUCAGCAUUUUCCUGAUUAAGGACCACUUUUAAUUUCCCCAGGGUUCUACAAAAGACCAAAAAAAGUGUGGGGGCUGUGGAGGAAACAGCGUGACCACAGGAAGUCCCACCCACUUCACCUCCCCCAGGUCUCGGGAAUUCUCAUAAGCUUGGCGUGGAGGUUUGGCGAAGCUGCAAGAUCAUACGGAGGGUGGUAUGGAACCUGCUCUCCUCCUGAGAGCACAGAAAGGGCACUCGUUAUCCCAAACAGAUGACUUUGGUCAAAAACGCCUUUGGUCAAAAUUUCCAAAGGAGGAAAUCAGUGCCUAGGCUUAGAACAAAGUCUUAAGCAAACCGGAAACAUCUGAGAGGAUUAAAGAAGUUCAGGUGUCAGGCAUUAAAAUUAUGGUUGGUUGCUGCGCAUCUCAUUAGGGGGGAAAAAAUAGAAAUGUACUUAAAUGGACCAGAGGGGAGUCAUAAGGUUGAUUUUCAGGGCUGAGUGAUCUGAACUGCAGAGACAACCUUAGAGAGAAAAUCCAUAUUGGCCAGAGACCAAGUUAAUGGAAAAUUUAAUUGAAGCGAAUGAAUGCUCAGCCUCAUAGGUAGUACGGCCCUGUGCCCUUUGAACCAGAAAGGCUGGGCCAGGAGGCCACAGAGGUCCCUAAGGGAAAACUCCCUUAUCUGCAAGAACAAGGGGCGGGACUGAGUUUGAGAAAAGAAAAUCUGCAAACCUCCACAGGAGCCUCAGUGAAAGGCUGCACGCAGGGGAGGAAACCUUCGGUUUCGGUCACCAGGAAGUCCCUUAGAGAUUCACAGCAGAAGGCCCCUCUGCAUCCCACAGCACCAAGCACGUGCUGGAAACCGGGGGUCCCCCAGAGGAGAGCGGGAGAGGCUGCCGGGUGGCGGAGACACAACCACCAAGCCAAGACAGUCACCACUGAAGAGUACCUGGUGAACCCUGUGGGCAUGAACCGCUACGGUAUGGACCCCUCCGCCUCCACCUUUAACCACAGGGGCUCCUUGCCCCCCUCCUCCUCGCUGUACUGCAAGAGGCAGAACUCUGGAGACAGCCACCUUGGGGGAGGUCCUGCUGCCACAGCUGGUGGUCCCCGCACCAGCCCCAUGUCUUCUGGUGGCCCCUCGGCACCUGGGCUGAGGCCCGCAGCCUCCAGUCCCAAGAGAAAUGCAACCUCUCUUGAAGGAAACAGAUGUGCCUCAAGCCCUUCUCAGGAUGCGCAGGAUGCCAGGCGGCCACGGAGCAGGAACCCCUCCGCCUGGACUGUGGAGGACGUGGUGUGGUUUGUGAAGGACGCCGACCCGCAGGCUCUGGGGCCUCACGUGGAGCUCUUCAGAAAGCACGAGAUUGAUGGCAAUGCUCUGCUGUUGCUGAAGAGUGACAUGGUCAUGAAGUACCUGGGCCUGAAGCUGGGACCCGCACUAAAACUCUGCUACCACAUUGACAAACUGAAGCAAGCCAAGUUCUGACUUUUUAAAAAAGACACAAGCGAAACCCAAAACAACAGAUCUCAAGAUUAUCUUCUGCCUUACCAACAUCCCACCAAUAUCACAAAAUAGACUCUCCUCUUAAAAUUAACAGCCACAAAGACGUGGUCUUUUUAUAAAACUUGUGAAUCUUUGCCUUUUAAAGAAUUUAACGUGGACCUUUUUGAAAGGCUCCUCUGUGUUAAUAAUUUGCCAAAAAAUUACAAAAGCCUCUGAUUUUUAACAUCCCUAUUAUGCUGAUUUCUCUUAAAGUGGGUCCUAUUUGCAUAACGAGAGAGUGGGGAACUGAAUGCUUAUGUCCAAGGAAAGUUCUGGAGGGUUCAAAGGAUGAAAGAAGGACCUUUGUCCCUGCAGUCUCUGCAGGGACACCCACCUCAGCACCAUCUGCCUCUGACUCUGACCUGGGGACCUAUCCAUGUGAGCCUUGUUUGCCUCAGCUCUGGAAGCUGACUUCUGAAGAUGACUGCCUCACCUUGCACUAUCUGGAAAACUUGAAUUAUUUUGCUCCAUGAAAGAAAAGGAAAAAAAAAAAUCUUUUCUAUUCCUAGAAAAUCUGAAGUACUGUGUUGCUCCGCUAGAGGGCAGACUGCUAAUGAAAUUUCAGGACCCUCACUGACUGCAGUAGCAAGAUUAUUCAGUACUGAGUGGAUGGGUUACGGUGUCUGUGAACAAGAUCUAGCCCACACAGAAACAGGGGAUUUAUUCCACAGUUAGCACCACAGAUUGCGACUUGGGAAGAAACCAUCAGCUAGAGGGGUCUAGUUCGUAUCCAAUCAUUAUUGACUGACUGACUGAUACUCAACUAGCAAAGGCAAGAAUUUGGAAGCACGCUCUACCCAGAUGGGACUUUGGAGUUCCUUCUCUUCCAGAGUCCUCAUUGAGGUGUUGAAGUGUUGGCAUGCCGAAGAAUCUUAGUGACAUUUAGCCAUGGGUGUUUCUUUAAAAAAGGAAAAGAAAAUGUCUCAACGAAGCUUUGAAAUGGGAGAGUGUUGAUUUCUAGUUACAUUGCUGGGUUAUGUAGUUGUAUCUGUGGCUAAUUUUUCUAGUCCUCAACAAAUACACAGACAUGCUAUUAUGGGGUUUAAUUCAAUUUACAGAUAGGUUUUCCUUCCUCACCGUGGAGUAAUAGAAAAAAUUGAUUUUCUGCCCCUUUGCAGCUGUGUCCAGAGAAGGACAAUGAAUCCACAAUUUAUUAGGCAGAGGGACAACUUCUCCACCGUUCAUUUUAUCCUUCCCUUUUCUCUGUUUCCCUCCCUGUCUCUUCUUCUUCACACUGAGCAGAAAACAUAUCUUCAAAAUGAAUUCACCUUUGCCAUGUGCAUAAUCUCUUCCUUAAGAGGACAUCAACAGUGUCGGAGAUGAGGAGAUGAACAUUAGAUUUUGGAAUUUCUGGGAGGGAGAGGGUUAGGGAUGACUCAGGGCCUCCCUUGGCCCAAUGGUGAAUCAGAAAAGGCACCCCUUUCUCUGGAAUACAACCUGAGCAGGGGUCUCAGCUAGCAAGUGGAGCCGGGUGGGAGCUCAACCUCCUCACCCCUUGAUCAGCUGCCGUUGUGCAGAACAUGAAUUGCAUAACCUUGAGGGCAGCCCUGGGUAGAUCUGCAUAGUGACCCUCUAUAUAGUUAGAAUCCAGAUGAAGGCCAUAAGAAAUAGUCCAUGUCAUGCCGUUAGACCCGCUUUGAUGUGCUGUAUUUGAGAAAGCACAUCGUAGCCUCCUUUUCAGACACACAAAUGGUGGCUGGACUGAGAGCAUAGCAGAGAAGGGGAGGAGGAGAAUGUACUAAACUUGCUCACUGAAUUGAGCUAGAGUGUGGAAGAGCUUGAUAUCUGAUGGUUUUGUUACAGGAAGGGGUUCCCGAUCCAGACCUCAAGAAAGGGCGCUUGGAUCUCAUGCAAGAAAGAAUUCAGGGCGUGUCCAUAGAGUAAAGUGAAAGCAAGUUUAUUAAGAAAGUAAAGGAAUGAAAGAAUGACUACCCCAUAGUCAGAGCAGCUCUGAGGGCUGCCAGUUGCCCAUUUUUAUGAUUAUUUCUUGAUACUAUGCUAAACAAGGAGGGAUUAUUCAUGCCUCCUCCUUUUAGAUCAUAUAGGGUAACUUCCUGACAUUGCCAUGGCAUUUGUAAACUGUCACGGCACUGGUGGGAGUAUAGCAGUGAGGACAACCAGAGGUCACUCUCGUUGCCAUCUUGGUUUUGGUGGGUUUUAGCCAACUUCUUUACUGCAGCCUGUUUUAUCAGAAGGUCUUUAUGACCUGUGUCUUGUGCUGACCUCCAAUCUCAUCCUGUGACUCAGAAUGCCUUCGCCUCUGGGAAUGCAGCCCAGGAGGUCUCAGCCUCAAUUUUACCCAGCUCCAAUUCAAGAUGGAGUUGCUCUGGUUCAAACGCCUCUGACAGGUUCAGCACCUGAGAAAAGUACCUUGAAUCAGGCGUUGGGGCAGAGUCUUCAAGAUUUUAAGGUGAUAGGGCCUGUCUCUCAAGAGUUUAUUAAGCUCACUGCUGGUCUAGAGUUAGAUACAUUUCCCUCAAAACAGCCAGGGACAGGUUAUGUAUUCAGAACUGCCAGUGCGAAAACAAUGAGAUCCAGAAAAAUCCCACAACAACCCAGGUUUUUCACUCAUCUUUUUUUUUCUCAAUCUUCCGAUACUUGUGGUACCUCUUCCACGAACAGAUACCUCAUGUAGUGACUUCCAGUAUUAAGUUUUCAAAACUUCCUACCCACCCUCGUCAGUGCCUCCCUCACUACAGAGUCACAAACAUUGGUGCUCUCAAAUAAAAAUCAGCCCCAAACAAUGUCAUAGAGAUCCCUCGAGUAGUUUUCAGGGGAGAGAUAGGUUCUCAUUUGAAGUCUCGGAGAAAACUGGAUCCAUGUUCACGUGGAACUGCUCUCACGGAGGUGCUAUCUCAUUUCGCAUUAAACUUUAAGCAGGACAGAUUGCUGAAGCCAUGAUAUUUGAGGUUUGACUUUUUAAAAAUCUCAUUACUCUUAAAAUAAAUGCUGCCACAUCAUAGAAUAACCUGGGGAGGAAAAUCUUCCUUGACUGCUUCUGCACUGAAAUGCAAUUAACCAACUAAAUUAUUGUAGCAAUACUGCAAUUAUAAUUAAUUUUCACCCCUCUCAAAAAUCUUGUCAAACCAGGAGGCUAAAUAGCUUCACAAAUGUAAAACACACCAGGCCAUUUCCUCUAAACAGACCUUAAAGGGUUAGGUCACGUGGGUCACCCUUGUCCAAAUGAGAACCGACUUGAGGGCAUCGCACUUGUAUAGAUAUGGUACUUGUUAUUCCAUUGCAGUAGCUUUGCUUCAGGUUGUAGUGAAUAAUGAUAUCGUUUUGCAUAAUUCCAAAUUAGAGUGUGUAUGUGUGUGUGCCUGUGUUCAUGCUCCAAACAUUUCCAAUUACACUUGUCUGUUAAACACCGAAAAAAAAAAAAUCAAGAGACAAUUCUAUUGCCUAAGGCCUUUUAAAUAUUUCAUGAAUCACAUUAUUCCCUGUGCGAAGACUUUAGGUGAAAGCCGUGGGUCUUGUCUCUGUGUGUGUGUGUGUGUGUGUGUGUGUGUGUGUUUCCUGACACUGUAGUUGGAAGAGCCUUAGGAAGUGAGUGCUUGGGAGUGUACGAGCCAUUGCCUUUGCUUGGUUUGCAAUACGGAGGCAGAACCCACUGUGGUCUGGUUGCUACUACUAAGUGCCCCCUCUUAUUCUACUAGGGUAUGCCCUUGAGGAAGCCGGGUGACCAGGGCUGCUCUGGGACUCUGGGCCUGCCCCCUCAGGAGGAUGAUUGUAUGUGUCAAGCCUGGGCUCCAGGUGACUCUGGGGAAACGCCUUGCUGGGGAGCCCACGGCAGGGAACAAUUGUCUUGUGGGCAUUUAGCACCUACCAGAGAGUACACGGAGCUCUCACCAUUUCCCUGCAGCAGGGCUGCUACCAACUAUAUUAAAUACAUUGGGAAGGAAUAUGGGACUAGGGCUGGUUUACUGGAGAAGGAAACCAGUGACAGAGGGAGGCCUACACCAUAAGUUUCUUAGGAAAACAAUGAAAGCAGCGAUUCUAACAGCCCCAACCCUUCAUGCUGCAAUAACCUAUUUUUGUAUCUAUGUGCUGUAUGGAAUAGUUCUUAUUUUUUUUAUUAAAAUUCUUUUAAAAUUA
Messenger RNA from Macaca mulatta (Rhesus monkey), 7652 nucleotides. RefSeq names its product Scm polycomb group protein like 4 (gene SCML4). Gene Ontology annotation, cellular component: nucleus. The record is from RefSeq and is a predicted model, not a curated record. Gene Ontology annotation, molecular function: chromatin binding; histone binding. Lineage: Eukaryota; Metazoa; Chordata; Mammalia; Primates; Cercopithecidae. Gene Ontology annotation, biological process: negative regulation of DNA-templated transcription.